AUGAGAUUUGCAAACACUAGCUGGUUUCAGCCACCCACUCUCCUUCUGACAGGCAUCCCUGGUCUGGAGGCUGUACAGACAUGGAUCUCGGUCCCACUGUGUGUCAUGUACCUAAUUGCCCUCUUAGGGAACUGUACUAUCCUCUUUGUCAUCAAAACCACAUCCAGCCUUCAUGAGCCUCAGUACAUCUUUCUGUCUAUGCUGGCAACUACAGACAUGGGUCUGUCCAUAUCAACUCUACCUACAGUACUCAAUGUCUUCCUCCUGAAUCACAGGGAGAUUGAGUUCCACUCCUGCCUGACACAGAUGUUCUUCAUCCACACCUUCUCCUCCAUGGAGUCAGCCAUCCUGCUGGCCAUGGCCUUUGACCGGUUUGUAGCGAUUCGCAACCCACUGCGCUACACUGUGGUUUUAACCCCUCCUCGUAUUAUAGGGAUGGGGCUCGCAGCUGUGAUAAGGGGUGUGGUGUUGAUGAUUCCCUUGCCAAUCCUGUUAAAGCGAUUGCCCUUCUGCAAGGAUGUCAUUCUGUCCCAUUGCUACUGCUACCACCCUGACGUUAUGAAGCUGGCCUGUGGCCCUGUCAGAGUCAACAUCAUCUAUGGGUUGUCCCUCGUCAUCUGCUCCUUUGGGAUUGACUCUAUGCUCAUUGUCAUUUCAUAUGUCUUGAUUUUAAAAACAGUGCUAGGUAUUGCCUCUGGAGGUGGUCAGCUCAAGGCACUUAAUACUUGUGUUUCCCACAUCUUCACUGUCUUCAUCUUUUAUGUGCCCCUCAUUGCCCUGACUGUAAUUCAUAGGUUUGGCACAUUCACUUCUCCUCUUCUCCAUGUCACCAUGGCCAACCUCUUUCUUUUCCUGACUCCUGUCCUUAACCCUUUGGUUUACAGCCUAAAAACCAAGCAGAUAAGGUCAGCAGUGCAUAAGGUAUUCAAGGGCAAGAGAAACUUUCUCAAGUAG
This is a messenger RNA of Galeopterus variegatus (Sunda flying lemur), 954 nucleotides long. RefSeq names its product olfactory receptor 51A4-like. The transcript has a single exon. Gene Ontology annotation, molecular function: olfactory receptor activity; G protein-coupled receptor activity. Gene Ontology annotation, cellular component: membrane. Lineage: Eukaryota; Metazoa; Chordata; Mammalia; Dermoptera; Cynocephalidae. Gene Ontology annotation, biological process: G protein-coupled receptor signaling pathway. The record is from RefSeq and is a predicted model, not a curated record. The coding region runs from base 1 to 954 and encodes 317 amino acids.